Molecule: messenger RNA, 1905 nt
Organism: Ananas comosus (pineapple)
Lineage: Eukaryota; Viridiplantae; Streptophyta; Magnoliopsida; Poales; Bromeliaceae
Product: glutathione reductase, cytosolic
Exons: 17
Coding region: 180-1676 (498 amino acids)
Biological process (GO): cell redox homeostasis; cellular response to oxidative stress; glutathione metabolic process
Cellular component (GO): cytosol; mitochondrion
Molecular function (GO): NADP binding; flavin adenine dinucleotide binding; glutathione-disulfide reductase (NADPH) activity
Source: RefSeq, a predicted model, not a curated record
CGUCCACUGCUUCGCACUGUUCAUCGUCGUUGGUGCGGGAGGAGUCGCCUGUUGAACGAGGAUGGUAUAAAAGCCGUGCGGUGCGGCGAACUCGGCAAUUCCAUUUCCGCUUCUUCUUCUUCUCCGGAAACUCCAAACCCUAGCUAAUACACUGUGAGGUGACCUUUGUGGUGUAGAUCAUGGCGAGGAAGAUGCUUAUUGAUGGAGAGCUCGGCAACUCGGCUGCUGCAGAGGAGGAUAAACAGUAUGAUUUCGAUCUCUUCGUGAUCGGAGCGGGAAGUGGCGGUGUUCGUGCUUCUCGGACUGCUGCUGGAUUUGGAGCCAAGGUUGCGAUCUGCGAGCUUCCUUUCCACCCCAUCAGUUCAGAAGUCGUUGGAGGAAUUGGUGGAACGUGUGUGAUACGUGGGUGUGUCCCUAAAAAGAUAUUGGUCUACGGUGCGUCUUUUCGUGGUGAAUUUGAGGAUUCAAGAAAUUUUGGGUGGGAGCUCCCUGAGCAGGUUGACUUCAACUGGAAAAAACUUUUGCACAACAAGACUCAGGAGAUCACUAGACUAAAUGGAAUUUAUAAGAGAUUGUUAGCCAAUGCUGGUGUCACAAUGAUUGAAGGGGAAGGGAAGCUAAUUGAUGCUCAUGUAGUUGAAGUUACAAAUCCCGAUGGCACGAAGCAGCAGUAUUCAGCAAAACAUAUCCUGAUAGCCACUGGUAGUCGAGCUCAGCUUGUAAACAUACCAGGAAAGGAGUUGGCUAUCACUUCUGAUGAGGCCUUGAGUUUGGAUGAGUUACCAAAACGUGUUGUGAUACUUGGUGGAGGAUAUAUUGCUGUUGAAUUCGCCUCAAUCUGGAGAGGUUUUGGUGUUACUGUAGAUUUAUUCUACCGAAAAGAACUUCCUCUACGAGGUUUUGAUGAUGAAAUGAGAGCUGUUGUUGCAAGAAACCUAGAAGGAAGGGGUAUCAAGUUGCAUCCGGGAACAAAUUUGACCGAGCUGAGUAAAACGGAUGAUGGCAUAAGAGUUUUGACGGAUCAUGGCGAUGAAAUUACUGCAGAUGUCGUUUUAUUCGCUACAGGUCGGGGUCCUAAUACGAAGAGGUUGAACUUGGAAGCUGUUGGUGUCGAGCUUGAUAAAAAAGGAGCUAUCAAGGUCGAUGAAUAUUCUCGCUCUACUGUUCCAAACAUAUGGGCUGUGGGUGAUGUUACAAACCGAUUGAAUCUCACACCUGUAGCAUUAAUGGAGGGAACUUGCUUCGCUAAAACUGUUUUUGGUGGUCAGCCGACUAAACCUGAUUAUAAAGAUAUACCUUGUGCUGUUUUCUCCAUCCCUCCCCUUUCCGUGGUAGGCCUCAGCGAACAGCAAGCUAUCGAGCAAGGGAAGAGUGAUGUUCUGGUUUACACAUCAACUUUCACUCCGAUGAAAUACACUAUAUCUGGACGACAAGAAAAGACACUCAUGAAGCUCAUUGUUGAUUCUGAAACUGAUCGAGUUAUCGGUGCAUCUAUGUGCGGCCCAGAUGCUGCUGAAAUUAUGCAGGGUAUUGCUGUUGCACUCAAGUGUGGGGCUACAAAAGCACAAUUUGAUAGCACUGUCGGAAUUCACCCGUCUGCCGCUGAAGAGUUUGUGACGAUGCGAACUUUAACCAGGCGUGUUAACGCGGGAUCUAAACCCAAGACAAAUUUGUAAGAAAAUUAGAAUAUUGAAGAAAAACCUCAAAAGCCAAAGAAUAUAUUAUGUACUUAAAUUUGUCAUCAUGCAAUAACUGUACCGGUAUUUGUUUCCAAACGCUUCGUUUUCUCCGUUACUGCUUUUGACUCGAGUUUCAGUAUCAAAGUCACAAGUACUGUAGUGAUCUGCAAUGUUUAUGUCGAAAUAAAAGUCGCAGUGGCAUCUUUAGCUCGUGUUGCUCCCUAAA